CUUUGAAUUUACCUGCAGUGUUUAGAAGCUCAAACUUUACAUCCUCAUCCUCCGUUCAAACCCUUCUCUCCUCUCUCUCUGAUCUGAUAGCAAUUUCUUUUAUAUUAUUUGUGCGAGCCUCUUUCCUUAUCAUAAAUAUAUAUGUAUAUAUAUAUUAGAUAGACACUUUGUUUGUCUAAAACCCUAAGAGCUGCUACUAUUGCUUUGCCAACUCCAACUUCAAGUGCAGAUUCAGUUAGGCUUGUUACAUAAGGAUGGCGAGAAAGAUGCUUAUUGAUGGGGAGCUGAGCCAGCCUAAUGGGGAGGAAGGCCAUUAUGAUUUUGACUUGUUUGUCAUUGGAGCUGGAAGCGGCGGUGUUCGUGCUUCAAGAUUUUCUGCUAAUUAUGGAGCCAAGGUUGGAAUUUGUGAGCUUCCAUUUGAUCCAGUCAGCUCAGAAGUUCUUGGAGGAGUUGGUGGAACGUGUGUCCUUCGCGGUUGUGUUCCCAAGAAGAUUUUGGUGUAUGGAGCAUCUUUUCGAGGUGAACUUGAGGACGCCAAGAAUUAUGGGUGGGAACUGAAUGAGAAAAUUGACUUCAACUGGAAGAAACUUUUGCAUAAGAAGACGGAAGAAAUAGUCAGAUUAAAUGGAAUUUACAAGCGGUUACUGACGAAUGCUGGGGUUAAAAUGUAUGAAGGAGAGGGAAAGAUUGUUGGUCCCAAUGAAGUUGAAGUGACACAACUAGAUGGCACUAAAUUGAGCUAUACUGCUAAGCACAUAUUGAUUGCAACUGGCAGCAGGGCUCAACGUCCCGCUAUCCCUGGCCAGGAGUUGGCUAUAACCUCUGACGAGGCAUUGAGUUUGGAGGAGUUACCUAAGCGUGUUGUGAUACUUGGGGGAGGGUACAUAGCUGUCGAAUUCGCUUCAAUAUGGAAUGGGAUGGGUGUGGCUGUUGAUCUAUGUUUCAGGAAGGAACUUCCUUUAAGAGGUUUUGAUGAUGAAAUGAGGGCAGUGGUUGCAAGAAAUCUCGAAGCCAGGGGAGUUAAUUUGCACCCAAGGACAACUUUAUCAGAGUUAACUAAAACAGGGGAUGGCAUAAAAGCUAUCACAGAUCAUGGUGAAGAGUUGAUUGCAGAUGUUGUAAUGUUGGCCACUGGUCGGGCUCCUAAUACAAAGAGAUUGAAUUUGGCAGCUGUGGGUGUGGAACUUGAUCAGACAGGAGCUGUUAAGGUAGAUGAGUACUCACGCACCAAUAUACCUAGCAUAUGGGCUGUGGGUGAUGUUACGAACCGAAUGAAUCUUACUCCUGUGGCCUUAAUGGAGGGAACAUGUUUUGCAAAAACUGUUUUUGGUGGGCAACCUAGCAAACCAGACUUCAAAGAUGUACCCUGUGCUGUGUUCAGCAUACCAGCUCUUUCUGUAGUGGGCCUUAGUGAAGAGCAGGCGAUUGAGCAAGCAAAUGGUGAUAUUUUGGUAUUCACAUCAACCUUCAACCCAAUGAAGAACACCAUCUCUGGACGACAAGAAAAGACAAUUAUGAAGCUUGUUGUUGAUGCUGAGACGGAUAAAGUUAUUGGAGCAUCCAUGUGUGGGCCAGAUUCACCUGAGAUUAUACAGGGCAUUGCUAUUGCAGUGAAGUGUGGUGCAACCAAGGCACAAUUUGACAGCACGGUGGGAAUACACCCUUCAGCAGCAGAGGAAUUUGUUACAAUGCGGUCAGUGUCAAGGCGUGUUAGCAAACCGAAGACUAAUCUGUAAAGAUACAAAGAUCAGGGAGAAGGAAAAGGAGUGAUAAUAUGCAGUUGAAAGAGGAAUUUUCAUCCUCGUAGGUAAUGGUUUCAUAUUUCACCAAAACCACAGAAUUCGUUGUCAGAUAUUUGAGAAGGCUACGUUCAGUUUUCUGUCUCCCCCCGAUUCAUCGAAUGUCAUGAUAUGGCAGUGCUUUUUAACUUGCAGAAUAUGAUGGUGUUAGUUCAGAUAGUUAAUGCUGAAAACGAUAUUAUAUGUUCUUAGAUUCUCUUAUAAUUUGAUUUGGAUCGACAGCCAUAUAUCUUCUGAUAUGGAUGUGAUAUUAUUGCCUGGGGCCGCUGGUUUGAGCCCUUACUUUUUUUAUAGAUAUGCAAACUAGGGAUGAUAAUAUCAUUCUUUUUGGAUU
Molecule: messenger RNA, 2133 nt
Organism: Corylus avellana
Lineage: Eukaryota; Viridiplantae; Streptophyta; Magnoliopsida; Fagales; Betulaceae
Product: glutathione-disulfide reductase
Biological process (GO): cellular response to oxidative stress; cell redox homeostasis; glutathione metabolic process
Cellular component (GO): cytosol; mitochondrion
Molecular function (GO): glutathione-disulfide reductase (NADPH) activity; NADP binding; flavin adenine dinucleotide binding
Source: RefSeq, a predicted model, not a curated record